AAACAUCAUAAAUAGGCUGGCAUAAUUAAUAAUGAGGAAGAAUUGGUGUUGGGAUUUUUGCACGUGGUGAGAGUCUUAAAAGAUUUCGAUGGGAGACUUCACUGGUGAGGAGUUGAUCCAGGCAGCGAUAUUUAACGAUGCAGAGUUGAUGAAAUGUCUGUUGGAGGGGGAGUGUGUGAACUUUAUCAACUUCCAGGACCGGCGAGGACGGACGGCAGUCUAUACGUCUGUGUCAAACAACAGCUCCAGAUGUCUCCGCAUUCUGCUGGAGCAUGGAGCUGAUCCCAAUAUAGCGGCAUUGAAAACCUUCAACUUUAUGACCCCUCUCCACCAAGCCAUUAUUGACCUGAAGCUUGACAUCUUUAAAUUGCUGCUGUCCUAUGGAGCAGACAUCACUAAACCUGAUGGAUCGGGCCUUAGUCCUAUGGCUCUCGCUGAGAACAUGGAGCUAAAUGAUUACUUGCAGGAGAUGGAGGAGGAGCAAGAGAGAAGAGAGAAAGUGUAUGAUUCUGUUCUAUCAGCAUUUGCAGAAGCCUGUAGGGCUGCGGAUACAUCCAAGAUGGCCACCAUCUUAGAGACGAACACAUCACCAACGAUGCAUGCUAAACUGGUCCUCAAUACAGUGACAGAAGAUGGAUUAACCCCUGUUUGUUGGGCCUGUAAGUGUGGCAAUGUCGACAUGGUUGACCUACUUCUGCGGCACCAUGCCUCCACCAUCUCAUGUACCUCCCAGGAAAUGACCCCCAUCCAUAUUGCCUGCCAUUUUGAAAACACAGACUGUGUCAAACGUCUUCUUCAGCAUUGUCCAGACAUUGUGCAAAGAAAAAUGUCUAAUGAAAGUCUUGCGCUGCACUUGGCGAUUGAAGCUGGGAACUUAUCUCUGGUGCAGCUGUUACUGUACCACGAUUACCCUGAGUAUGCAUUGGAGGACCAUAGAGACGAAGCCCUGGGCAUUAGUUACAAGCUUCCCUUUGAUGUCAACACCAAGGACUCCAUCGGAAGGAGCCCUCUGUAUCUGGCUGCUGAGAAAAACCAAGUGGAAAUAGUACGAUGUCUUCUUGAUUUCUGUGUCCAGUGUGAAAGGAAACAGCAACCGAAAAAAUAUGAAGGUCGAAACAGACAAGCUAGCAAUGUUAACUUUGAACCUGAGUUAAGAAGAGAGCAGUUAAAAGCUAGUGGCUCUCACAAUGGGGUUUUUGCCUCCAAUAUUUAUCACCCUGUGGACAUUAAUCUCCAAGGUCGUAAUGGAUUCACUCCUUUACAUGUCGCAGUCAGCAGUAGCUUCUAUGAGGUUACGGAUAUCCUCCUUAAACACAAGGCUGAUGUCAACAUUCUGGCAAAUGACAAUGGCAAACUGAUAUCAACCCUCAUGAUGGCUUGUAAAAAAGGGGACAGUAUUAUACUUGAUAAGCUUUUUAAGUAUGGGGCUGACGAUUUAGACAAACAGGUGUUUGAGUAUGCUGUAGAAAAGAGGCCAAGAAUGGUGUUCACACUUUUAAAAUAUCGAACUUUUAAAGACUUGGAAAAUGAGUACAAAAUUAACAAGAUGGACAUGAGACUUUUGUACAGGCAGAUGUCUGAUCUAGAAGACAGUUAUGAUGGCUUAAAUUCACUGAACUUAGAUUUCAAGAAAAAGUUCCCUGUGAAUUCAGUGCACAUUAAAUGGCAGGAUCUUCAGCAUAUUGAUGCUCUGAAGGAAGAUACCCUAGUGGAUAUUAGCUGUCACCACAAUCCUGAGCUGCAGGCAACAUCCCUUAGUAACCCUUUUGCACUGUUUGCUAUCACAAAGAUUGACAUCUCUGGAAAUAAGAUAGGUCCCAUGUUUCCUGCAGUGUUUUUCAAACUGCCAUCUUUGCACUACCUAAAUCUGUCCAAAAACCAGAUCAAAAUGUUUCCUGAUGUGUCCGAUAAUGACCAUCUCUUUGUCUGUUUAGAGGAACUGUUGCUUGACAGAAACAAAAUUGAGGUGUUACCAGAUUAUUUAUUUAAGGUGUCUACACUUCGAUUUCUCUCAGUAUCAUACAACAGUGUAAAAGACAUUCCCUGUGACAUUUGGGAGCUUCAGUGCUUGGCCUUUUUGAAUCUGGCCAACAACAUGAUUGCCUCUCUUCCCCAGCCGCGACCCAAACAAUCUCGCCCCCCUUCUCAAGGAAAUCCCUCAAAUGUCCCCAAUAAUUUUGAAGAUGAUUCCAUCCCAAAUCAGGCCCCCACACCUAAAUCAGAUGUAGAGGAAACUGAAGUAAAGCAUGCCUUAAUCUGGAUGUCGGGGUCUGUUCAUGUAUCAGACAAUGAUUUUGAUAUUGGCUCAGGACCAAGGAAUCGGGGACUUCAAGACUUGAAUCUUUCUAGAAACAGACUCAAGGAGAUUCCUUUCUGGCUGUGUUGUACAUCACCAUUCAUGGAAAAUUUAAAUUUAUCCUCAAAUCAAAUUAGCUCUGUAGGGAGGUUAUUUCAACUGCCACAGCAUCUGAAGACACUGGACCUCAGUGGCAACAAUUUAGCAGACACGGUGAAUUGGCAGUGCUUUGAAGACAAUGAUGGACUAUGUUACAGCACUCGAAGCGUUCGCCCCACCAAUUCCCCACAUUCCUUUAGUUCCUACACUAGCUUCACCCAGCUGAUGACUUGUGCCCACAGACAGCAUCGUAUACUGGAGAGACUAGACACACUGAACCUGGGGGGAAACCGCAGACUGGAGAAAGUGGUUGUCUCCAGAGCUACAGACAACAGACAGCGGAGGUCGAGCGCAGCCAGUUUGAGUUCACUGAACUCCAGUUUAGAUGAAGAGAAGCGGCGUCUGCUGUUUCCAAAUCUGACAAGUCUGGACCUCAGUUACAACAUCGGUCUACAAGAGAUUCCAUCGGAAAUUGGUGACCUUAGUUCUCUGAAACGACUGUCUCUCUCUUUCACAGGAGUCAAAGAGCUGCCACCAAACAUAGGUAAAUUAAAGAGCCUGUUUACCCUGGAGCUUGAGAAAUGCAACUUGGAAGGGCCAAUCCUAGACAUCAUCCAUGGCUCGCCAAUGCGCACAAAGGACAUCCUUGGUUUCUUGCUCUCAGUUCUGGAAGAGGCUGAAGAAUACAACUGUAUGAAUCUUAUGUUUGUCGGUGUUCAUAACAUCGGGAAGACAAUGUUGUUGAGGGAGAUACGAAAAUAUGGCAAAACAACCAAGAAAGUCACGCAUUUCAGUCAGAGAAUAGACAAGACAGCUACAGGGAUGCGACAGGAUGGCAAUACCCUGUCAACUGUUGGUAUUGACAUCAAUGAAAUUGUCAUAGGAGAAAGAUGGGCGAAUGGACCUGUCACAUUCCGCACAUGGGAUUUUGGCGGUCAGAAAGAGUAUUACGCUACUCACCAGUACUUCUUGUCUCCGAGAUCGCUCUACUUGGUGAUGUGGAAACUGACAGACGGAGAGCAGGGUAUCCAGACAAUAUGGCAGUGGCUAGUCAGCAUACAGGCUAGAGCUCCUGGGUCCCCUGUGAUAAUAAUAGGAACCCAUAGAGACUUUCUGACCAACAGAAAAACUCGUAACAACUUCCCAGCCUCAUUCGAGGAUGAUAUGAAGGAGAUCAUUGCCAGACAAUUCAUUAAUGUGGAGGAGCCAGACAAAUGUGGAUUACCCUUUGUGAUUGGACAAUUCAAUGUCAGCUGUAAAAGUGGAGAAAAUGUCAAAGAACUAGUCAACUUCAUCUACAACAGAGUGUUUCAGCUCAAGCAUCCAAGAAGAAACAAGGAAAAAUUGUUGCAGCACAAAAUUCCCAAGAAAUAUUUGAUAUUAAAGGAUAUUGUACAGGAACUGGCUGAGGAAAGGAUUCAUGAGGAGAAGGAUCCUGUGCUGGAUAAGUCUUCCUAUAUGUUGAAGACCAUGCACAAAAUGAUGGAGAGAUCGGGAACAUUGUUUAGGGACCCAGAGGAUGUAGAACAGGCUACAAGAUUCCUGCAUGAAAACGGGAUACUGUUUCAUUAUGAGGACCUGACCCUGAAGGACAGAUACUUCCUGGACCCCCAGUGGUUGUGUGAUCAGCUGGCCAGAGUGGUCACGGUUGACCAGGUCAACAACUUCGCUCAAAAUGGUGUGAUGCGUGCCACGAACCUGCAUGUCCUGUUCAAACAAUCCUCCUUUCAGCCUGAGAAUAUUGAGCAUUAUAUCUGUGGACUUCUAGCCAAGUUUGAACUGGCCUUGGAUUUUGAUAAAAAACAUUUGUUGAUUCCCUCCUUGUUACCAAAAGAGCAGGAUAUGUAUGCCUGUAUCAGGAGCAGUGAGGAUGUUAAGAUUCCCUUGAUUCCAUUAGAUGAAACACUCAGAAGAACCAAGAACAGUUUGCCUGGCAGUGGCAGUCCGAACUCCUCCAUGUACCAACGUCCAGGGGGAUCUCUGGGGUUUGUGAACAGUCACCCUUCCAGCAAUGUCAUCUUCUCCCACUGCAGACUUUAUGUGAUGACCUAUUUUCCAAGUGGGUUUUGGCCCAGGCUGAUCACCAGAAUCCUUGCAGAUAAAUCCCUGUAUGAGAUUGUCACUGAUUUGUUUCCAAUUCCCAGUGAGGUUCUUGAAGCAUGUCCGUAUCUAAAAACCAAAGAACCUUACUGGCAGCCCUGGCAGACAGGGGUUCAGCUUCUAUGUCAUAACACUGUCUUAUUUCGAAUCAAAGAAGUCCUGCCAGGGCUGAGCGGAUUUUGUGAUUACCAAAGGACGGCACUAAAGUGCUGGAUAGACAAUCGCUGGUCUCCAAUCGACAUGGAAAACAGUGUUGUUCUAGAGAUGGGGUUUCCGUGUGAUUCCAUAGAAUUCACAUUCGCUGACAGAGGAGCAUCACAGCAUGGCAUGUGUGCCAUUACAAAGAAGAUCAAGGUCUGUCUGGAGGAAAGAGCUAGUGCUAAGUUCCUGGUGAAGAUGUCUGAGCAUAUUGAUAACCUACUACAAGACUGGUACCCCGAAAUAGGGGAAUCCCGAUUUGUACAAAACUGUUAUGGAAGGUACUUAAUCACCAGAGUCAUUCCUUGUCCACAUUGUUUAUUUGAAGUGGUCAGGAAGGAGAGGAAAAAUGACACUACUCUGUACUGGCAGUUUGUGGACCAGAACUUGGACAUUACCUCAACCAUCUCCUUGUCUGAAAUUAUGCUUGAUGAAUCAACUCUUGAUCAAAGGGAAGAAACAAGUAAGAACAACAUGUAUUGUUUCCUUGUGGAGAAGUGUAUUUUGAACUGUCUGAAUGACCACAAUGAAAUCUGUCCCCUCCAUGGGAGCAUGUCUCCACGCUUUAUGAUGAGUCCGGAUGGGGUUGCUAGGACACUGUACAUUGCUCCGGAGAUUCUGUUCAGUGACCUUGACACCAGCAUUCUGAUUGGUCCAGCAGAUACCUUGACCUUGGUCAAACUGGUGGGUAAAGGGGCAUUUGGAGAGGUAUACCAGGGAAAACUUAGAAAGGUUGAUGAACCUAUCAAGGAUGUUGCUGUUAAAAUGUUAUGUGGACCGUUCAAAGAUGCAUCAUUACAAUCAAAGGGUCAGACUGACCUUCACAUGGAGAAUGCCACCUCUGCCUAUCUGACAGCCAGGCAGGAGAUAUCCAUUCUACAGACCAUAGACCACCAGAACAUUGUCCCCCUGCUGGGGCUCUCAUUGCGACCACUGGCCCUUGUUCUCAGUUUGGCCCCGCAGGGAAGUCUAGGAAACAAGCUUCUGCAGAUUGGCAAUGAUGGCAGACGACUUAGCGUUUAUGCAAUCAAACAGAUUGUGCUUCAGGUUGCAGAUGCCUUGUCCUACUUGCACUGUAGGUCCAUCAUAUAUCGGGACCUAAAGGCAGACAAUGUACUGGUAUGGCAGAUGAAUGGCUUUGACUUUUCAGAGGACACCCUUGAUCCUAUUCAUGUGAAGCUUGCAGAUUACGGGGUUAGCAGGACAGUCCAGUCAUCAGGAACGAAAGGUUUUGGUGGCACUCCACCAUUUAUUGCUCCGGAGAUCCUUCAGUUUGCUGGAAAGGCUCAGUACACUGAAAAGGUUGAUAUAUUUUCUUUUGGGAUGUUUUUUUAUGAAUUGUUGACUUGCAAGAAACCCCUGGAAGAUGUGACCAACCCAACACUUUUCAUAUGUCAAAAUGGGCGACCUUCAAUUUCAAGAAGGGAGCUGAGCUAUCCUUCCCACUUUCUAGACUUGAUGUCCAUUUCUUGGUCACAUGAUCCAGCAGAGAGGCCUUCGGCAGAAAGAAUCAAACAAAUGGUCCAAUGUCCACAGUUCUGCCACCUCAUUGAUGCCAUCUCCAUGGAUACGAGUGUCAAUAUUUUGUCAGCAUGCUGUGUGUCAGUUGAGAAAGAAAUGGACAACGAAAAUGAUGAUGUCUUUGAUGAUCAUGAUUUCUUGCCCACAAAUACGACAAAAGAAAUUUGGCUUAGUACAGCACCAACAAAUGGAAACUCUAGAAUAGAGAUUUACUGUUAUGAUAGAGUCUUCAGAUCCACUAUAAAUAAGACAAUCCCUUUGAAAGGAAAUGAAAUUUUUGGACUGAUUUCCUUAGAAGACCAUGUGUUUGGUAUUGAUUAUCAGGGAAUAAUCCAUAUUUAUCGAUCUUCCCUGGCUAAAGAAAUUAAAAUGAUCACUUGUGGGUUUGAUUUCAAGAUUCGAUUUUUAACGAGUCAAAUCUUGCGAGCAGAAAGUCAGUCCCAAGUUGUCUUUGUGUUAACAUCGGUGAAGGGUGGAGUCCUAGUCAUUAUAGAAGUAGACCCAGUAAAUCUCACAGUCAGCACAAGACAGAACAUUGUACCUGGUAAAUGUAUCUGUGCUUGCCUGGUGCCAAAAGAAGAUGGAAACCAAGAAAUCUGGUGUGGACAAACUGAAGGCAAGAUUCUGGUUCAAGAUUACAAUGACUUGACCAAAAGUGAACAGAUUGUGGAAACUAAUGAUAUUGUCAACAUGCAUCGCAACUGUCAGUUUUUAGAGUCUGCCAUGGUGGGAGAUAGACAGUAUGUUUGGUCUUACAACUAUCCAGGAACCACCGUGAGUUGUUGGAAUGUGAAGACCAAAGAGGUGGAGGCUGAACUGAAUUGUGCUGAUGUGGUUCCUAUCACAGAGAGUGGGUCCCUCCAUGCCUAUUUCACCAACAAUUUGGAAGCUCGCAAAUACCAGGUGACUGCCAUGAGAGUAUCAGAUAAAUACCUGUACGUCGGUACCACAUCGGGUUGUGUCAUUGUAGCAGACGCUGUGGAACUCAAACCAUACACGGUGUUCUGCUGUCACAGCAGUGAAGAUUUCUAUGUCAGAACAAUUGUUCCUAUGCAGGAGAACGAGCAAAGUGACUCUCAGUUUAUGAAACACGGUAUACCUUAUGGGAUUGUGACAGUGGGAAAAGGAUACAGAGAUUUAAUUCUAAAGCCUGAGACUGAAAUAGAGCAUAACUUUCUACAGGCUUUUGCAAACAGGCCUGGUUCACCUAGAAAGUCUGUGAAGAACCCAACCUACAUACUAUCAUGGCAUGCCAAGAACUGGGAGUAUUACUGAGCUGCUAUGAUACAAGACGUACAUUUUAUUAAAAUGAUCAAUGAAAACUUAAUCUUGUUGUUUAAUGUGGCUUUUUUAAAACGAAAGAUACAUGUAUCCUUCACAAUUUAGGUAUUACUGAGCUUGGAAAAGAAAUUUGAUAAUAUUUGAUUGCAUUUGUUAUGUAAAACAACCUCAAAGUGAUAGCCUUGAUACAUAUUUUUAAAAAAAACCACAAAUACGGUACAGAAUAUUUCCUCAUACCUUUUAAACUGUCAUUUUUUAAUUUUAAUCGAUGUAUUUACAAGUAUGGUUAUUUACGUUUUACUAACAUUGCUGCACUUUGCUGUGGAUAUCACUCGUGUCAUGAAUUUAUUUUACAGGUUUUCAUGUCUUUGGUUAACAUCUCAUUGAUUUUUACAAAUUACAGAUGAAGUAGCAACAUUUAGCAGUUCUGUUGAUUUUUAUCCCAUUUGUAGUAUUUUUCAUAUCUAUUGUUUGUGAAUAUGAUUUAUCCAGUUAAAUGUUCUAUACAUUUUAUACGUACACGUUUUACAAAUCAGUAUUUAUAAACAUUUUUUGAUUUUAUGUGAUGUUAAAAAUUUGUAUGACGGCAUAGUGGCUACUUGGAGAAUCUUUGAAUAUAAGUUGAUAAGUAUUAUAUUAUACGUAGUAAUUGACGUCGCUUAAGAAAGAAGUGCCAUAAGGGUAUAUAUUACAGUUGCUUGUUCAAGAACUAUCUCAUGAUUGCCACAACAUACACUUGCAAUAAUUAUUUGAAUUUAUUGAAUAAGUGUAGUACUAUUUAAUGUUAUUGUUAUGCUAAUUUGAAAAUAUGUUGAAUAAUAAUUGAAUAAACAAUUAAAAAUUAAAUAAAUUUUUGAUUCUUACUUU
Magallana angulata is the source of this 8362-nucleotide messenger RNA. Its product is annotated as leucine-rich repeat serine/threonine-protein kinase 1-like. The transcript has 32 exons. The record is from RefSeq and is a predicted model, not a curated record. Bases 89 to 7489 code for a protein of 2466 amino acids. Gene Ontology annotation, biological process: protein phosphorylation. NCBI's taxonomy places the organism in Eukaryota, Metazoa, Mollusca, Bivalvia, Ostreida, Ostreidae. Gene Ontology annotation, molecular function: protein binding; protein kinase activity; ATP binding.